GGCUGCGGUGACUUGAACGAUGGUAGAGAUGAAGAAGAGUUGGUGAGGAUGAAUGGGCCGGCGAAGAGCUGGAGGGGAGUGUGGUAUAUAUAGCCUGCCGUCGUGGAUGGAGCACACACCACAGGACAUCGCCAUGGUAGCUAAGAUAUUAUUGGUUUCGCUGGGCCUUAUAGGGUUGACUUUUGGCAGCCAUUUACAAGAUUCUAGGCAAUUCCUAUACCAGCAGCAGCAACAGCAACAACCUGCCAGACAGUAUGUUGCAUCACAAUACCACCAACUUCCUGCGGCCACCCAUCUACUUCCGAACAAUGUCAAUGAUGGCGUAAGGUAUGGACAGCAGUCACUUGUGUACGUAAUGCCUCAGGGUUCACAGUACCUCUACGAGGAGGGUGCUGAACAGCCACAGCAAGCUCAACCUGGUGGAGCUUAUGUCGAAUCUUUCUUCAAUUUGGUCAAUAACCCAUCAGGAUAUCAUCAAGCAGCAAGUGACCAAAAGCCUGUCCAUCAGCAACCUGCUCUGCCUUCUGGAGCUGAAAAACCUGAAAGGCUUCAGGCAGAGCGACCAAGUUUGCCAACCCAGGCAGCUCAGCAGCAGCACUACCUCCAACAGCUGGCUGCUCAAGAACAGAUACAAUAUCUUCAACAGGAGGCCCAACGUCAUAAGUUUAUGGCUUUGUCUUCUCAGCCUCAAUAUUUCCAGCAACAACAACAACAACGACCAGCUGCCGCAGCACCACAUAAUCUCUUCUACUACAGUUUCCCUCAGCAGCAACUUCAGCAGUAUGCCCAAGCCGAUAAAGCUGCAGCAAGGCCACAUCACCCAGCUGCUUUGGGAUUUCAGAAACUCCUCCUUAGGUCAGGCCAAGAGCAAAAUAAUGCUUCAAGUGAGAUCAGUGGAGAGGAAAGCCAAGAAUCCCAGACACCAAACAAUCAAGAAGAAAUUGGACCAAGCAUAGCUCAAGCUAAGCCACAAGCCAUUUCCGUAGCAGGACCAGGAGGCGUAGCAGCCGCGGCUCCAGUCGGUACAGCGGUGGUAGGACCCGGUGGUAUGGCACUGUCUGCUCCUUCAGCCACAGCUCUUGCUGGUACCAAGCCAAGGCCUGGUCAGCAACCAGGUCAGGCAACCAAGUUAAGGCAGGCUCUUCGCUAUGCAUACUGACUUCAGGGACAAUGACUCGUAAUUUAUUUCCAAUGACUCUCCUACUGUGUGUGUGUGUUUUUUAAAAAUAAACAAUUUUUUAAUUUAAUCUGAUUUUUUUUUUUACCUUUCCCUUUACCUGGUUUAAAUUAAAUUAAAACCAAUAAUUUUAUUCAGUGAAAUUUAAUUUAUUACACCUUAAGAG
Messenger RNA from Nezara viridula (southern green stink bug), 1343 nucleotides. The record is from the annotation of a GenBank genome assembly. NCBI's taxonomy places the organism in Eukaryota, Metazoa, Arthropoda, Insecta, Hemiptera, Pentatomidae.